Messenger RNA from Drosophila santomea, 1191 nucleotides. It is a transcript of the gene Gr93c, whose product is annotated as putative gustatory receptor 93c. Gene Ontology annotation, cellular component: membrane. The transcript has 2 exons. Bases 1 to 1191 code for a protein of 396 amino acids. The record is from RefSeq and is a predicted model, not a curated record. NCBI's taxonomy places the organism in Eukaryota, Metazoa, Arthropoda, Insecta, Diptera, Drosophilidae. Gene Ontology annotation, biological process: sensory perception of taste.
AUGAUUGAACGUCUGAAGAAGGUGAGCCUGCCAGCUCUCUCCGCAGUUAUCCUCUUUUGCAGUUACCACUAUGGCCGAGUCCUGGGAGUGAUUUGCUUUGACAUCGUCCAAAGGACAUCGGACAAUUCCCUGGUGGCUCGCAAUAAGCCAGAGCUUAAAUGGUUGUGUCUGAGUUUCCGACUGAUCAGUGCCACGACUGUGUGCUGUUUCUGUGCCCCCCAUGUGGCGGAUAUCGAGGAUCCCUACGAGUGGUUGCUCCAGUGUCUGCGCCUUUCGGCCAGUCUCAUAUGCGGCACCUGCAUAAUUGUGGUCCAGAUCUGCUACGAAAAGGAGCUGCUCCGCCUGAUCAACAGUUUCCUGCGGCUCUUUCGACGCGUCAGACGAUUGUCGUCCUUGAAACGGAUUGGAUUUGGAGGAAAACGGGAGUUCUUCUUGUUAGUAUUCAAAUUCAUCUGCCUGGUCUACGAACUGUACUGUGAGCUGUGCCAGAUGUGGCCUCUACCCUUACUCUCCUUGUUCACUAUGCUAUGUGAUAUAUUCCUGGAAAUUGGCUCUCUAAUGAUCAUACAUAUCGGUUUCGUGGGUUACCUCAGUGUAGCCGCCCUUUAUUCCGAGGUGAAUAGAUUCGCCCGUUUUGAGUUGCGGCGGCAAUUGCGAUCCUUGGAACGUCCUGCCGGAGGUCCUGUGGGUCGCAGGCAACUGCGAAUCGUUGAGUAUCGUGUGGAUGAGUGUAUAUCGGUAUACGACGAAAUCGAACGCGUGGGCCGCACAUUUCAUCGCCUGUUGGAAGUGCCCGUUCUGAUAACUCUUCUUGCUAAGAUAUUUGGUACUAUAAUCCUAUCCUAUGAGGUCAUAAUACGGGCCGAGUUGUAUCCCCGCAAAGUCGGAAUGUGGGGUCUGGUGGUGAAGAGUUUCGCAGAUGUUAUACUCCUCACCUUGGCGGUCCACGAAGCGGUCAGUAGUUCACGAAUGAUGCGGCGUUUGGGUUUGGAGAACUGCCCCAUUAGUGACCACAAGGAGUGGCAUGUUAAGUGGGAAAUGUUCUUGAGCCGCUUGAACUUCUUUGAAUUUCGCGUAAAACCCUUGGGAUUAUUCGAGGUCUCCAACGAGGUCAUCUUGCUGUUUCUAUCCAGUAUGAUCACCUAUUUUACGUAUGUGGUGCAGUACGGCAUUCAAACAAAUCGAUUGUGA